AUGCUCUCACUCAUCGUAUCCUUUCUUCUCAUUUUCUCAACCCUGCUUGUUAGCAAAUCAAAGCAUAUUUUACGUGAAAGAACAUAAAAAAUGGCAACGAUGGUUAGAAAUUCUUUGUCAUUGUUAGCAAGUAGAGCUGCUGUUGUGGUGAUGGUGUUGCUUUUUAGCAGUGCAUGCCAGGCACAGCUUUCUUCUACAUUUUAUGAAAAUAAAUGCCCCAAUGCACUGAGUACCAUUCGCACGGCCAUCAGAACCGCCAUUGCAAGAGAGCGUAGAAUGGCUGCAUCUCUAAUUCGCCUUCAUUUCCAUGAUUGCUUUGUUCAGGGAUGUGAUGCCUCAAUCUUACUAGACGAUGCCCCCUUAAUCAAAAGUGAAAAGAAUGCACUGCAAAAUAAAGACUCUGCAAGAGGUUACGAAGUCAUUGACAAGGCAAAAUCUGAUGUGGAGAAGAUAUGUCCUGGAGUUGUAUCUUGUGCAGACAUUCUUGCAGUUGCAGCCAGGGAUGCAUCCGAAUACGUAGGUGGCCCAUCUUGGACAGUGAAGCUUGGGAGAAGAGAUUCUACCACUGCAAGCGUAAGUUUGGCUGCCAGUCAACUUCCUCUUUUCACAGCCAGCCUUCGAAGCCUUAUCGAUCUCUUUGGAAGCAAGGGGCUUAGUGCAAGAGACAUGGUUGCUUUGUCAGGUUCCCAUACCAUAGGACAAGCUCAAUGCGUUACAUUCAGGAACAGGAUAUACAACAAUGCAAGUGACAUCGAUGCUGGAUUUGCUAGCACACGCAGGCGCCGUUGCCCAGCCACUUUUGGCAAUGGCGAUGGCAAUUUGGCAGCACUUGAUCUGGUUACGCCCAAUUCCUUUGACAACAACUACUUCAAGAACCUAAUGCAAAAGAAGGGUCUUUUGGAGUCAGAUCAAGUCCUUUUUAGCGGUGGAUCUACAGAUAACAUAGUCUCAGAAUACAGCAGAAACCCUUCUACUUUCAAGUCUGAUUUUGCAACUGCCAUGAUCAAAAUGGGAGACAUUGAACCUCUAACAGGUUCUGCUGGGAUAAUAAGGAGGAUUUGUAGUGCUGUCAACUAGUUGAUGCAUCUGCACCUUUGUUUGGUUGAUUGUUUCCUUUUUUUUCUUUUAAUUAUUUAUUUAUUCCUUUAAUUAUUUCAACUGUAAAGUAGUAG
Messenger RNA from Durio zibethinus, 1172 nucleotides. RefSeq names its product lignin-forming anionic peroxidase-like. Gene Ontology annotation, biological process: hydrogen peroxide catabolic process; response to oxidative stress. The record is from RefSeq and is a predicted model, not a curated record. Lineage: Eukaryota; Viridiplantae; Streptophyta; Magnoliopsida; Malvales; Malvaceae. Gene Ontology annotation, molecular function: heme binding; peroxidase activity.